UUGCGUUGUCUGACACCAGCCGACACCUGGAGCAGCGGCGGUGACACAUCAUGUGUCAGGCGGAAUCCGAGCGGUUGAAGGAUGCCCCUGGGAGACCCCGAUAGGCAACGAAGGCCUCAAACUUUUGUAGGCGUGAAAAGCGACGACGUUAGAAUUGGUUCCGGAAACUCCUUCAAAGAAACUUGGUUCCAGCUUCCAAACGGCUGAAAAAAAAUAUAUCUUCUGCACUGGUACCUGGAAGGUGAGGGCAGCAGGGCGGAAACGUCCCCUGCGAUUCCCAGUUGGGAGUUGGUGGCCAUGACCUGCUAGUAAUGGAAAGUCAUGAGAGAGACUUGGCUGUUGUCUGUUUUUACGUGGUGGCCUGAAGUCGCAGAGGAUGACCUAGCACUUGAGAAUCAAACUGGGCCGAGGUAAAGGCCAAGUUGACUUGAAAGAGCCCUAGUGGUGGGACCAGGUCAGAAGUGAAGCAGAUCCCAAACUGAGUGUAUCUGGUCAAAGAUAUAUUCUUUUUAUGAGACUUUGUGUUACUGGAGCCAGGCCUGGAUCUUUUAGUAUCCAACUGAGCUGGAAGCAGCUCAUAGUUUUCUUUUGUUUUGUUUUUUAUUCAUGUUUGUACAAUCUUCUGGAUAUUAUUUUUCAAGAAGGAGUAAAAGGGAGUGUUGGAAACUAACAAACAGGAUUAAAGCCCUGAGCGCUUAAGGAAAACAGGUUAAGGAACUUAAUCCAGGAUGGAUAUGCAGGAGCCGCAGCAGCUGGGUAUGUUUGCAGAGAGCGAGCUCAUGUCUGUGGGGAUGGACACGUUUAUCCAUCGCAUCGACUCCACGGAGGUCAUCUAUCAGCCCCGGCGGAAAAGGGCCAAGCUCAUUGGCAAGUACCUCAUGGGAGACUUACUCGGAGAAGGGUCUUAUGGCAAAGUCAAGGAGAUGCUGGACUCUGAAACCCUCUGUAGGAGAGCUGUCAAAAUACUGAAGAAGAAGAAGCUACGCAGGAUCCCCAACGGGGAGGCAAAUGUGAAAAAGGAAAUUCAGCUCCUGCGACGAUUACGGCACAAAAAUGUCAUCCAGUUGGUAGAUGUAUUAUAUAAUGAAGAAAAGCAGAAAAUGUAUAUGGUGAUGGAGUACUGCGUGUGUGGCAUGCAGGAAAUGCUGGACAGUGUCCCAGAAAAGAGGUUUCCAGUUUUUCAGGCUCACGGGUACUUUUGUCAGCUUAUAGAUGGCUUAGAAUAUUUGCACAGCCAAGGGAUUGUCCACAAGGAUAUAAAACCGGGGAACCUCCUGCUAACAACCAAUGGGACACUAAAAAUAUCCGAUUUAGGCGUAGCAGAGGCCUUGCAUCCGUUUGCAGAGGACGACACGUGCAGAACGAGCCAAGGGUCGCCAGCAUUCCAGCCACCAGAAAUUGCCAAUGGCCUUGAUACCUUUUCAGGCUUUAAAGUAGACAUCUGGUCGGCGGGGGUCACGCUAUACAACAUUACAACGGGUCUUUACCCCUUUGAAGGGGAUAAUAUCUACAAGUUAUUUGAAAACAUCGGGAAAGGUGACUACACAAUUCCAGAGGAUUGUGGUCCUCCACUCUCAGACUUGCUGAGAGGGAUGCUUGAAUACGACCCAGCCAAGAGAUUCUCAAUACAGCAGAUAAGGCAGCACAAUUGGUUUCGGAAGAAACACGCUCAGGCAGAGGCUCUGGUCCCCAUUCCUCCCAGCCCGGAGACGAAGGACAGGUGGAGGAGUAUGACGGCAGUGCCUUAUCUGGAAGAUCUGCAUGGCUACAACGAGGAAGAAGAUGAUGACUUGUAUGACAUUGAAGAUGAUAUCUACACUCAGGACUUGACAGUACCAGCAUCUUUUAACUUGAGCUUCAACACGUGGUUUAAACCCCUCGGAGAGCGGGGAGCCCGGCGGGGCGGAUCCGCGCUCGGCAGCGCGGUGACGCCCGGCGCCUUCGU
Tinamus guttatus (white-throated tinamou) is the source of this 1945-nucleotide messenger RNA. The record is from RefSeq and is a predicted model, not a curated record. Lineage: Eukaryota; Metazoa; Chordata; Aves; Tinamiformes; Tinamidae.